CGUGCCGCUUUUGGUCCAAUUUUCGGUUGAACCGGCCGGUACGAUCCGGUUUCCUGGUCUAUGGUUUGAAGUCAACUUGGUACCGAAAAUAAUGGAGUUCAAUAAAUGGAGGUGCCGAAAAAGAAUUUCAACUUGAAUUUUUGGUUGAAACAUACGGAGAGUGGUGGCUAUUGGAUCUUUAGGUUUAUGGUUUUUGAAGCUAUGGCGACCUAAUUACAUCUUAAAACAAGGAAUCAUCGAUUGAUUUACUGAUGUAGGUCGAUCAAUUCUUCAUUCAACCUACUGGAGCUGAUAGAGAAGGAGUGUCUAAUUUUGUUUCUUAUUAUUUUGAUCGAGUCUAUUAGUAUAUUGGAGAUAACCCUAAUUUGGUGUUUGCUCUCAACUUGUGAUGGUCCCCUUUUAGCUGAGUUGUUAGCAUAUAGUUUAAUUUAAUCAACAACUCUCUAUUUCUUUUUGAUUAGUGGAAUAUUGUUCCUAAAAUGAAAGCAUUGAACCUUUAUGUAGGAUUGCGAGGUUUAAGAUUUAGUUUCAAACUAUCUAUGGUUCGUGAGGGAAUUUCAGUGAGCUUUUAUACUCUAUCUUUCUUGAUAAUCAACUAACCAAAUGCAUUUUACCGGGGACUUAAUUAUCAUUAUGAAAAUGAGAUCAAUGAUACAUUUUAUAUUUCUUCAAAUGUUCGGUCUAUAUAUUCUUUCUAUAUGUAACAUCUCGAUCGAAGGAUUGUCAAUAAAAUUAAACGGGUUGAUAGACUUAAACGUAAGAUAAAAAUAUAAAUAAUCAAAUAUGAAUAUUCCGACCAACUGGUCGGGUUAUAAGCUAAUAUAUAUAAUUGCUUCCUAAUUAAUUGCUUCCUAAUGACAAGACUAAUUAAAUGCAGCCCCUAAUACUAAUCUUCUUUAUUGCUAAUAAUACUAACCCUUUUAAUUCAAGUAAAUAACCCCUUUUUCGUUGAAUAAGUUAGUAACUUUGGGGUGUAAUUUUGUAGAAAUAAAAAAAAUCAUGCUAAUUAAUUCGAGAACAAAAGUCAUAUUAGUUAAUUGAUUUAAUCUAUGAUACAACUCAAUUUGACAAGCAGAAUCUAUAGCAUCUGAAUCAAUAAUAGUGUUUUUAUCAUUGAUUAUGUCAUAUUUACGUAUAUUUUUUUGUCUGAAUUAAAAAAAAUUAUCGAAAUGUUCUCCUUAAUUAAUUAUUAGUACCUAAAUAAAAAAUACUGAACAAAGUUUGUAAUUAGAAUGAUGAAAUCUACACUAAAAUGAAUUAUGAGUUAAAGUGGGAUUGUGAAAUUCUAAACUCUUGGAACUUACCACUAAUGUUAAACACUUUUAGAUGGGCUAGAAUUUGAAUUCCAGCCCAAAAUUUAGAUUUUUGGAACUUAGCACUAAAGAUGGUCUUAAAAGUUCUAAAACAUACAAUUAUCUUGGCUGCCUGAGUAUCCAUUGAUAGAUGUGUAGCGACACUGACAUUACAACUGUAUUGGAACCUACCCUUAUAAUCAAGGAAACCAAAACCGAUUCCACCUACUUCCUAUGAACCAAACAGUCAGAAUUCUAGAAAUCAAGCAAGAACAACCAGUCAAAAGCCAGACAGUACUUUCACCUUCAACUUCAACCAACCUGCAUACAUUCACAUAAUUCCUCUUCAAAACCACAACUGCAAAUCCGAUCCCUCCAUACCUUCAAUCCAAAAACAACAUUUUACUCAUUUAUAACAUCCACAACUGGGCACACAAAAGCACAUUGAUGGCACUAGUGGUGCAGUGGUACGAUUUCGUGUGUUUUGGGAUUGUUGCUGCUGCUUUCAUGGGAUCACUGUGGACUCUGUGGACAAAGGAAGGAGUUCCAACUCCAGACUCACCAUCACCAUCUCCAGCUUUCCACCAGGCCAAUGAGUUCGAUUCGGAUUACUACGAGAGUCUCCUCGAAGGAGUGGAUCGAGCCCGCGACAACAAGUUUAUGAUAACCCAGCUAUGGAGUUGCUGCUGGAAAGGUGUGCACCCUGGCUGGUUACUUGCCACUCGUUGCAUUUCCCUUGUGGCUAUGGUUGGAAUCUUGGUCUGGGAUAUCCUUGAUUGGACUGCUUCCAUAUUCCUUUACUACACUGAGUGGACAUUCGCGCUCGAGAUUGUUUACUUUGCGUUGGCAACUGCAAUGUCUGCAUAUGGUUGUUGUUGUUGUUGGGGAUACAACAAGCAGCAAUCACCAGCUGGCAAUGGAGAUUGCGACGAGGCCUACGAAAGGGCGGUGCUGCAGCAGAAGAGGAAGGAGAAAGGGAAAGGUCUUGUUAGGGAUACCAUAAUCGAUAUCGAACCUCGCAGUCAUCAUCAUCAUUCUGCUGAUGAGCAAGGGAGAUCAGCAGGAUUCAUGGGAUGCCUUAUGCAGACCAUUUAUCAGACUUGUGCAGGAGCUGUAAUCUUGACUGAUGUUGUGUUCUGGUGUCUUAUCCUGCCAUUUGAAUCCAACCAACAUUUUCAAUUGACCAUGUUGACUGGGCUCAUGCACUCUGUGAAUAUUGUCUUCCUGAUCAUUGAUACAGCUCUCAACAGCCUUCCGUUUCCAUGGUUCCGGAUAGCGUAUUUUGUGCAGUGGAGUUGCAUCUACAUUGUUUUCCAGUGGGUUCUUCACGCCUGUGGUCUUUCAUGGUGGCCUUACCCGUUCUUGGAGCUGAGUACGCCAUGGGCGCCAUUAUGGUACUUCUGCUUGGCUCUGGUGCACGUCCCUUGCUAUGGGAUUUAUUUUCUCCUUGUGAAACCCAAAUACUCGAUCCUCCCCAAAUGGUUCCCCGCUGCUUUUGUUCUUAUUAAUUCUUCAUUCUGAUUCUCUUCCCUAUUCCUGAAAGAUACUGGUUGGACUUAACGGUGGAUCCAGAAUAGGGUAGAGUACUAGGCCACAUUUGAAAAAGAGACGGAGAGAACUAGGCCGUAACCCGACGAGAACAUAAACGAAUACCUAAAAUCGGAAAUUUACGAGAGCUAUACUAGCUCCGAAUUCGGGGAGGGCUGGGCCAUAGCCCGAGGGCGGCCCCCCCUUGAUCCGCCGCUGGUUGGACUGUAUGGUUCAAAUUUACAGUAGUUCACGUGCUUUCAUCGAUUCCUUCCUAUACAUAAUUUUAAUGAUUUGUUUUGUGACGACGAUAAUUCUUAACGCAUCUAGACAUUUCGUACUAUCUUUGUCACGAUAAUCUUAUUGAGGUCCGCGUUGUUAGCAAUAGCACGUUGAUCUUUUUGUUGGUACAUAUCAUCAUAGCAUUAGAGGACAACACAACAACUAAUCUGAUAAAUAAAUAAAGGGUUAAUUGCAUGGUUGGUCACUGAGAUUACAAAAAACGUUCAUGUUUG
Messenger RNA from Linum trigynum, 3334 nucleotides. Lineage: Eukaryota; Viridiplantae; Streptophyta; Magnoliopsida; Malpighiales; Linaceae. The record is from the annotation of a GenBank genome assembly.